GGAUACUCCCACAGUGCUCUGCGGCGGCGGGAGGAUGCUGAGGGGUGGCCCGGGCAGGGACACGGAGCCGGAUGCUGGGCUGGAGAGGGAGGCACGGGAGGACAGAAGGGUUUUUGUUCGGAGCUGAGCGCCCCGGGCUCAGCUCGGCCGCUCCUUCCCCACCCGCAGCGCACAGUGCAGAAGAAUGCCAAGUACAUCUGCCUGGCCAACAAGGACUGCCCUGUGGACAAGCGGCGCAGGAACCGCUGCCAGUUCUGCCGCUUCCAGAAGUGCCUGGCCGUGGGCAUGGUCAAAGAAGUGGUCCGGACCGACAGCCUGAAGGGGAGGCGAGGCCGGCUCCCCUCCAAGCCCAAGCAGCCGCCGGAUGCGUCCCCGGUCAGCCUCAUCACCUCGCUGGUGCGGGCUCACAUCGACUCCAUCCCCAGUGCCACCAAGCUGGACUACUCCAAGUUCCAGGAGUCAGCCCCGUGCCCGUUUGAGAAGGAGGACUCCGUGGACGUGCAGCAGUUCUACGACCUCCUCACCGGCUCCAUGGACGUCAUCCGCAAGUGGGCCGAGAAGAUCCAGGGCUUCAGCGAGCUGCCCAAGGAGGACCAGGACCUCCUGCUGGAGUCAGCCUUCCUGGAGCUCUUCAUCCUUCGCCUGGCGUACCGCUCCAAGCCAGAGGAAGGCAAACUCAUCUUCUGCAACGGCGUGGUGCUGCACCGGCAGCAGUGCGUGCGUGGCUUCGGCGAGUGGAUCGACGCCAUCCUCGAGUUCUCCCAGAGCCUGCACCGCAUGAGCGUCGAUGUCCCCUCCUUCUCCUGCCUCGCCGCCCUCGUCAUCAUCACAGGUGAGAUCCUCCCAGCUCCAGGCUUGUCGCUGUCCCCAUCGCCA
Zonotrichia albicollis (white-throated sparrow) is the source of this 876-nucleotide messenger RNA. The record is from RefSeq and is a predicted model, not a curated record. NCBI's taxonomy places the organism in Eukaryota, Metazoa, Chordata, Aves, Passeriformes, Passerellidae.